AUGCUGGGGUCGACAGACUUGCGGACGUUUGGGCUGUCUGAGAGAUUUAGGAGACAAAAGGGCUUCAUAUCUACUCCAGGUGAGGCCAGUCUACUGCAGCAGCAACAGCAGCAACAGCAGCAACAACAGCAACAGCAACAGCAGCUAAUUAAGCAAUUUUCGCCUUUUUUGGUGCUGCAGGCCCUGUGUGCUCUUAUCGCUGAGAGGAAGCAAACUGCUGCUGCUGCAUCUGUUGCUGCCGAUGCUGCUGCAACUGCUGCUGCUGUUGCUGCUGCUGCUCCAGCAGCAGCUGCAGCAGCAAGUGUACACAAAGACGCUUCUGAGGCCCAAUCAGCAGCAGAAAGCAGGUCAGCAGCACAAUCAAAGCAGCAGCAGCAGCAGCAGGACGAGGAGGAAGAUUGUGGCAAAUUGCAGCAGCAGCAACAGCAGCAGCAGCAGCAGCGAGCGCAAGAAAGAGAUAUAAAGAAGCCUCAGUUGCUGCUGCUGCACCAGGAAACACUGGAACCCUACAACGAAGCUGCAGCAGCAGCAGCAGCAGAGGUGCAGCAGCAGCAGCAGCAGCACUUCAGGGAAGACCCACAGAACAGCGCAUGUGCUCUGCUGCAGCAGCGCAGCAGCAGCAGCAGUGCUGCAGCAACAGCCGACCCUUGGAGGUCCCUGACUGUUUCCCCUGUUGCAGCAGCAGCAGCAGCAGCUGAAAGUGCUUCUCCUGAUGGCGACGCUCUGACGCAAGCGCGGCUUUACGAGACUCCCAUGAAAAAGGAGCAGCAGCAGCAGCAGCAGCAGCAGCAGCAAGUGACCUCGUCCUCUGUUGCGUCGCUUGUCUCCCCAAGAGCUGCUCUUCACGAUGGCUGGACUUCAGCCGUAUCGCCCCCAGAAGCAGCAGCAGCAGCAGCAGCAGCAACUCCAGAGUCCGUCACAGCAGCAGAAGCAGCAGCAGCAGCAGCAGCAGCAGCACCAACUGACAACUGGAGCUUGCAUGCAGAAGCAAGCCCCAAAUUGGACAGCCAGCCGUCGCCUUUGCCUAGCAAGAGCCCCCGCAGUGUUUACAGCAGCAACAGCAGCAACAGCAGCAACAGCAGCAGUAGCAGCAGCUGCAGCAGCAGCACCUUUUCAAGUCCCAUGAACUGCAGGGCUUCCUUGCAGCAGCAGCAACAGCAGCAGGACAAGUUGUUGCAUGCAACCGAAGAUGCUGCUAUUUCUGACGGCAGUGCUGCCUAUGAGGCAGCAAGAAGAACUCUAACGUGA
Messenger RNA from Eimeria tenella, 1248 nucleotides. RefSeq lists its product as uncharacterized. The record is from RefSeq and is a predicted model, not a curated record. The transcript has 5 exons. The coding region runs from base 1 to 1248 and encodes 415 amino acids. Lineage: Eukaryota; Apicomplexa; Conoidasida; Eucoccidiorida; Eimeriidae.